Molecule: messenger RNA, 996 nt
Organism: Fusarium redolens
Lineage: Eukaryota; Fungi; Ascomycota; Sordariomycetes; Hypocreales; Nectriaceae
Exons: 5
Coding region: 1-996 (331 amino acids)
Biological process (GO): regulation of transcription by RNA polymerase II
Cellular component (GO): transcription regulator complex; PcG protein complex
Molecular function (GO): RNA polymerase II cis-regulatory region sequence-specific DNA binding; DNA-binding transcription factor activity, RNA polymerase II-specific
Source: RefSeq, a predicted model, not a curated record
AUGGAGUUAGUUGAGAACAAGCCUACCGCUCGUCCAUUCCAAUGUGAUUGGCAAUCCUGCACAAAGAACGCUAAUCAAGUUUCAAAGUCCUCAAGUCUCGCCCGUCACCGACGUGUCCAUAUGGGCAAACGUCCGUACAAGUGUACCUAUGAUGGUUGUUCUAAAAUCUUCUGCAGAAAAGCUACGAUGGUUGAGCACCAACGGCGAUCGCACCAGUACGGAAUGAAUCCCAAUGACAUCCUAUACGAUUGCUCCUCAGAUUCAGAAGACGACGAGCCUCCUUUGACCCCCCAGCACUCUGCAAUGACCUGGUCGCCUCGUGAUGUCAUUUCUAUGGACCAAGCGAUUCCGCGCGGCCCGAUACAUCGCCCGACUUCGUACGCCGACUUUGAUCAACCAGUCCAUGGCCAGCUUAUGUCACAGCAAUACGCCAAUCGACACGGCAUUCCUUCAAAUGUGCCUCGAGAGUCUCACGGCCAACCCAUACCAGGCUAUUACGUCGGUGCUCCAACACCGCGUCGAACCAUGACUACGUCAGGACAAAUACACCAUAUUACUGAGCGGACCAUCGCAGCCCCGAUUCAAACUAGCCCCAGUACCUUUUCUACAACGCCGGCUUCUAGGCCCGAGGUUCAGGCAUGCCUCUGCAAAUAUCUGCUCGGGAAGGAGCCGGAGUACGCGCAGGUGGACUCCCGACAGUCCAUGAUCCAAUAUCAGCAACAUAUACAGAACCUUAUAAGCCAGCCCCAGCAGCCAGUGACCUCUCAGGCGCAGAAGAUUCACGCGCAUGCAGAUAAUCACUCCUUUCAAAUAUCUGCUCAGGCCCAACAGGAAAAGUGGUCAAGUUAUGUCCUUCCGAUCGAAGCCACGACUAUCAGGCAGUUGCCGGCGUUCGGCAACGCGGUUUAUGAUUCUUAUGAAGCAAAAGUCGAAGUUGACGAUCCUUUAAUGGAUAACCUCUUAUGUGCAUGUGCGAGUUCAGAUGAAGUUAGUUGA